AUGGGAGUCGAGGUCAAGAAGCAGCCCAAGUCUACGAACGGGGCAACCAAGCUCUCAGAAUGGGCACAAUGGCUGGAAGAACGGCAAAUAUCCCUCUCGUUUGGUUCCAUGGCCGCAUUGCUGAUGGCCCACGGCUACACGCUCGAGGCGGACCAUGCCUCGCGGCGGGCCAAGCUGCUCGCUCUCGCGUCAUAUAAUCCGCAGACGGGCAACUACGCCGUGGGACGGGGCGACUUGUACAUUGUGCUGUUCUUCAUCCUGCUGCUCACGGGGCUGCGCGCGAGCGCCAUGAAGCUGGUGCUCUCGCCGCUGGCCACGCGCUGGGGCGUCCAGGGCCGCAAGGACGCCACGCGGUUUGCCGAGCAGGGCUGGAUGCUCAUCUACUACAACGUCUUUUGGCCAAUGGGAAUGUACUUGUACUACAACUCGUCGUACUUUCUCAACAUGGAAGAGCUCUGGACCAACUGGCCGCAGCGCGAGGUGGGUGGGCUGAUGAAGUUUUACACGCUCGCGCAGCUGGCCUUUUGGAUGCAGCAGGUGCUGGUCAUUCACCUCGAGCAGCGACGGAAAGAUCACUGGCAGAUGCUUGGGCACCAUGUUGUGACUAUUGCUCUCAUUGUCGCAGAAUAUGCCUACCAUCAAACCAGAGUCGGCAAUUUGAUCAUGGUCUUGAUGGACGUGAUUGAUCUCUUCCUCCCGCUCGCCAAGUGCCUCAAGUACCUGGGCUUCACCUGGAUAUGCGAUGUCCUCUUUGGCUUUUUUGUCCUGUCGUGGGUCCUCGCCCGCCACAUCCUGUUCGUCGUCACCUGCUGGAGCGUGUACCACGACCUUCCGCGCCUGACGCCCGAUGCUUGUUAUCGCGGGUCGGCUGAGAAUCUCCAAGGCCCGUUCCCCAUACCAGACGACUGGACGCGCUUCAUCGAGCCGUUUGUGGACCCAAGCGGUGUAGUAUGCUUCAGCACCAACAUUGCAUACGGCUUUUUGGCCUUUUUGAUCUCUUUGCAAGUAAUGAUGAUGGUUUGGUUUACAUUUAUCAUCAAGAUUAUUGUCAAGAUUCUGCAGGGUGAGAGGGCGGAGGAUGUGCGCAGCGACACGGAGGAGGAUGAUGAGGAGAAUGAGGAGAGGGAGGCGAAGCUUUCGUCAGAAUAG
Messenger RNA from Akanthomyces muscarius, 1149 nucleotides. RefSeq lists its product as uncharacterized. Lineage: Eukaryota; Fungi; Ascomycota; Sordariomycetes; Hypocreales; Cordycipitaceae. Gene Ontology annotation, molecular function: sphingosine N-acyltransferase activity. The record is from RefSeq and is a predicted model, not a curated record. The transcript has 4 exons. Bases 1 to 1149 code for a protein of 382 amino acids. Gene Ontology annotation, cellular component: membrane. Gene Ontology annotation, biological process: ceramide biosynthetic process.